Molecule: messenger RNA, 726 nt
Organism: Suillus paluster
Lineage: Eukaryota; Fungi; Basidiomycota; Agaricomycetes; Boletales; Suillaceae
Product: Yippee/Mis18
Exons: 4
Coding region: 212-544 (110 amino acids)
Cellular component (GO): ubiquitin ligase complex
Source: RefSeq, a predicted model, not a curated record
GAUUAGGUGCGUAAAGGGGAUCAACUGGGCGCAACCAGUAUGUCUAAUGUCACCAUCACUCCGAGUCUUUCCUGCACUUUCCUCUAACUUCUCUUCACACGUCCUUAGUAUAAAGGACAGUCAUAUUUCUAUUCGUUUUCGAUAUCCAAGUGAUACUCGUCUCCAAUUUCAUACUAGUUUGUUUCACUUAUAAGCUAAAACACCAGACGAAAUGGGGAUGAAGUACCGUCGCUAUCUCGCCGGCGAGCGCAUUUAUGGCUGCUCCAAGUGCAAGACACAUCUUGCAACGAUCCAUUCUAUGAUCUCACGAGCAUUCAAUGGCCAGCAUGGCCGUGCAUAUCUCUUCGACGGCGUUGUUAAUGUCGUAGAAGGCGAACCCAAUGACCGCCAAAUGACCACUGGAAACCACACUGUUCGAGACAUCUACUGCGUCAAAUGUGCCACUGUUCUUGGCUGGAAAUACGACCGUGCCUAUGAAACAUCGCAGCAAUACAAGGAGGGCAAAUAUAUACUCGAACGAAACCUCCUCGUCGAUGUCCAGUAGCCCGAAAUGCCUCGUGUUCCCUAUCAACCAGGGUUACCACACGACUUGACGCGACUCACGAUUACAACGACCACACAGCGCACCACAUCAUCAUUUCUUGGCCGCUCGUUGAUCGUCCGGGUCAUAUCACUUGUCAACAGCAUUUCCAUCUUCGAAACUCAUUCAUGACUGUCAUUUGUUAC